UAAUUAGCCGCUGUUCUUGUGUUUUGCCUCCCCUUAUAAAAUUAUCUCUUUCGCUCCCAACAACCCCAAAAAAGAAAAUCUGUAUCGUAUCUCGUCCGGAAACAAAGCUAAUAACCAAGAUGCCUGCCGAUAGCUCAUCAGUUUCCGGCCACGACCAAACUAUUUGUGUCACUGGAGCUGGAGGCUUCAUUGCUUCUUGGAUGGUGAAGCUAUUCCUCGAAAGAGGCUACACUGUUAGAGGAACCUUGAGAAACCCACAUGACCCAAAGAAUGCUCAUUUGAGAGAGCUUGAAGGAGCUGCAGAAAGACUAACUUUGUGCAGAGCUGAUCUCCUUGAUUAUGAGAGCCUCAAAGAAGCCAUUAACGGCUGUGAUGGAGUUUUUCACACAGCAUCACCUAUCACGGAUGAUCCACCUAAUAUGUAUGUACAGGAACAAAUGGUGGAGCCCGCGGUGAACGGAACCAAGAAUGUGAUUCAGGUAGCGGCGGAAGCCAAGGUGAAACGGGUGGUUUUCACGUCGUCAAUCGGUGCGGUGUACAUGGACCCCACCAGGGGUCCUGAUGUGGUUGUUGAUGAGUCUUGUUGGAGUGAUCUUGAAUUUUGCAAGAACACCAAGAAUUGGUACUGCUAUGGGAAAGCAGUGGCAGAGCAGGCAGCAUGGGUUGAGGCCAAAGAGAAAGGGGUGGACUUGGUGGUGGUGAAUCCAGUGCUGGUGCUCGGACCACUUCUGCAAUCAACUGUCAACGCUAGCACCAUGCACAUCCUCAAGUACUUGACGGGCUCAACCCAGACAUAUGCUAAUUCAGUUCAAGGCUACGUGCAUGUUAGGGACGUCGCACUGGCUCACAUUCUGGUCUAUGAGACACCCUCUGCCUCUGGCAGAUAUAUUUGUGCUGAGAGUGUGCUCCACCGUGGCGACGUGGUGGAAAUCCUGGCCAAAUUCUUCCCGAAAUACCCUAUUCCCAACAAGUGUAAAGAUAAUGGGAAAUCCAGAGCAGAAUCAUACAAGUUCACAAACCAGAAGCUACGAGACUUAGGGUUGGAGUUCACCCCAGUCAAACAUACCCUGUAUGAAACUGUCAAGAGCUUGCAGGAGAAGGGCCACCUUCCAGUCCCUACAAAACAAGAACAAGAUUCCAUUAAAAUUCAAUCUUACUUAUAAUUGUAUAAA
Pyrus x bretschneideri (Chinese white pear) is the source of this 1172-nucleotide messenger RNA. RefSeq names its product cinnamoyl-CoA reductase 1-like. The transcript is spliced from 5 exons. The record is from RefSeq and is a predicted model, not a curated record. Lineage: Eukaryota; Viridiplantae; Streptophyta; Magnoliopsida; Rosales; Rosaceae. The coding region runs from base 120 to 1163 and encodes 347 amino acids. Gene Ontology annotation, molecular function: oxidoreductase activity, acting on the CH-OH group of donors, NAD or NADP as acceptor.